AUGCCUUUCCACGCUGAACCUUUACGAGCGAAUAAAGAAAUUGAUAUCGAUUUAGAACACUCAAUUGCUGCUCAAAAAUUCCCUGAUAUCAGAGCGGUUUUAGAAGGUAAUAGAUGGUGGAGUAGAAAAGUAACUCAGGAAGAACCUGAGACUUGGAAAGAACAAGUUAAAGGUCAAGCUCCAAACUUCCUUUGGAUAGGAUGUGCGGAUUCUCGAGUACCUGAAGUUACUAUCAUGGCUAGAAAACCAGGAGAAGUCUUUGUACAACGAAACGUAGCAAACCAAUUCCAACCACAAGACGACGCUUCCCAAGCUUUGCUGAACUACGCUAUCAUGAAUGUCGGUGUCUGUCAUGUCAUCGUCGUCGGACACACAGGUUGUGGUGGUUGUAUCGCAGCUUUCGACCUCCAAGCACCUAAACAAGGUGAAAAAUUCUGCGAUGCUGCAACACCUUUAACUCGAUUCUUGGAUCCCAUCAUCAGAUUAAAACAUUCUUUACCUGAAGGCAGUGAUGUCAAUGAUUUGAUCAGGGAGAACGUCAAAAUGAGUGUUAGAAACGUAGUCGACAGUCCUACAAUUCAAAACGCUUGGGAGUUAUCUCGAAAAGGUGAAUUUAGAAAGGUAUACGUUCAUGGAUGGCUUUACGACCUUUCCACAGGUCUCAUCAUCGACCUUAACAUCACCCACGGUCCAGAACCCAUCGUAGCUGAAAACAUGCCAAAACCUUCGACAAAUGGUACAACCAAGACUGAGACUCCCAACUGA
Molecule: messenger RNA, 765 nt
Organism: Kwoniella shivajii
Lineage: Eukaryota; Fungi; Basidiomycota; Tremellomycetes; Tremellales; Cryptococcaceae
Exons: 6
Coding region: 1-765 (254 amino acids)
Biological process (GO): cellular response to oxidative stress; cellular response to carbon dioxide
Molecular function (GO): carbonate dehydratase activity; zinc ion binding
Source: RefSeq, a predicted model, not a curated record